CCUAUUUGAAAGCACCCGCGCCUAUAAGAAGGUCUAAUGGUACGUUGCUACAAUGGCACCGUCCAGAUCGGCCAGUCAAACUGGUACGUAGGGUUGUCAACGUCCACUGGUUAGUUCCUCUCCUAGUAGGAUCCCCCGCCUCGUGGGGUUCAGAUGACUUCUGAGUACUACCGUAGGGACCACGAAAACGUUGACUGUUUUGAGGCUGAAACUAUCAAGAAUGGAGCCCUAGCUAGCUAGUAUGCGUAACUUUGGGUCAGUUCAAUUGUAAAAUUUGGGAGGCUGACACACAGUCCACGAUGGAGAAAACUGGAACAAGCAGUGCUGUGGCCGAUCAGAAUACCAUCAUCAAAAAGGAAGCUUUCCGGCACAGGUGCAUCUCCUCCUUUCCGCGAUUUGCUUCUCCUCCUUGCUACGAUUUGCAUCUUCAUUUCGGUGGGUGUUCAUUGUUGAAGGAGCUGUCGCUUCAAGGUAACUCAACAUAUUUCCUCGUUGCGCGCAUGGUGACCUUGUGUACCAUCACACUGACGUGUUUGGCAAACGUCACUCGGCGUCAAGAACAAAUGAAAGCUCUCGACGAAUGCUAUUUUCUCCAUCGGCGCGUAUCUUUCUCGAAGUAAGACAAGAGUUGACCGGUUCAAAGCGACUUCAGCCGAUCCUGCAUUCUUCGUACGCUUGCAAGCAAGAUCAGCAGCCUUCAUUUUUUGAAGUAAAACAGUAAGAUGAAGUUGUUUGUUUUUGCGACCCUUUUGGGCUUGACCCAAGGGUUUGUUACGCCCUCGACGUCUAUGACUUCCAAGAGUCUGACGAAGCUGUCGGUAGAAGAGGCUCCAGUUUCGACCGGAUUCGACAACUUCUGCAUCGAGAACGUUGGGGGUGUGAAAAUCGAUCCCGAGUACGCUCGAAGAUACCGCCGUACCGUGUACACCCAUGAUGAUUGGAAGAAACAUCGUCAACAAGAUCGAUUCUUGAUCUACAUGGGUUCACUCUUCAGCAGCGGAGUCUACCAAAACAUGAAGUCUGAAGUCUUUUUUGUAACUUCUUUCGCCGCCAUUGUCUGCGUCUGGAAUGCUCUGGUCACUGGCCCUACAGGCAUUGAUGGAACUCAAAUGGACCCAAUCAUUGGAGGUGGAAUUUUGCCUGCUGCUGGACUCCCUCUCAAUCCCUUCACUUUGUCGGGAUCUUCUCUUGCUCUUUUGCUCACAUUCCGUGUCAACACCUCAUACAAACGUUGGGACGAAGCUCGAAAGAACUGGGGAAUGAACAUCAACCACACCCGUGACUUGGUCCGCAUGGCCAACACCUUCUAUGAUACCGGCAUUCCCGACUUUGAUCCCCAAACACGCCAGGAAACACUCAACUACGUUGCUUUGUGCACGUGGUCCUUUGUUCGAGCUAUGAAAAGGCAUCUUUCACCAGAAGAAGAAGACGAACAAGCCUUUCGCAUAGAAAUCAUGGAAAAGUUGCCAGGCGAGCAGGCACAAAAAAUUAUUGAUGCGGCUCAUCGACCCAACAGAGCCUUGCAAGAUUUGAGCUACGCCAUCGAACAAGUGCCCAUGCAUUUUGUUCGUCGCAAUCAAGUCCAAGAAGCUCUCACUAUCUUUGAAGACAACUUGGGAUCCAGCGAGCGUCUGCUCACAUCCCCGGUUCCUCUUUUCUACACUCGUCACCUCAGUCGAUUCAUCACUAUUUGGCUCGCCCUUUUGCCAUUGGCAAUCUACGACCCAUUCAAGGGAAGCUGGAAUCAUAUUGCAAUGGUCCCAGCCAUGUUCUUCUUGAGUAUCUUCUUUUUUGGUGUGGAAGAAUUGGCUACACAGCUCGAGGAGCCAUUCACCAUUUUGCCCAUGCAAGGAUUCUGCGACAAAAUUUACAACUGGUGCUUUGAAAUCAUGUCCUGGCAACCCGGUGACGGCGGACGUAUGCCCAAACCGGUCAAGCCCCAACACAAGUAUUUUGUUGCCGUGCCAGCACCCCAAGAGUUCUAUCAGCAGUAUUGAAGUGUUCGCCGCACGAAUACGGUAUUAUGCAAGAAUAUCCUUAGCCAAGUUUUAGGGCAGGCAAGGAUGGUGUGAGCACACGUUUCAAGACUACAUUUUCGUUGGCUAAUUUUUUGUGGUUUCCACCGGUAGCGCUAUGACGAAGACUACUAACCUUUAAGCUAGAUAUUCAGGUUAACCACGGCAUGGAACCUGGGACCUCCGAAGAGAAAGGAGGCGCAAAUGUCACCAUUGCCUCUUGAUAAGCAACUACAUGCGGGCUCGUAUUGAUGGGGCUUGGCGCCACCGGUAGCACCGUGGCAUGAGAUUGCGGGUGAUCUGAAUGGUCGUCCUUGGACACAAUGCAAUGAGCUAUCAUUUGAACUUUCCAUGCCCCGAGGCUGUCCUGUGGCGCUUUCAUUUUAUCGCCCAGCCGCCCAUUGGUUCAGCAGUCAAAAAUCGCUCCUCAAUCCAGCCAUACUAGUAUGCUUGAACGUGAACGUCUACAUCAGUUAGUUCAUUGAAAAUGCUCUCACCCCCUCAGCUACGGUACAAGCAAUCAUCCUCCACACAAUGCAGAGGAAGCAAGAUAAUGACCGUGUCGUCAGAACAAACAGC
Messenger RNA from Seminavis robusta, 2594 nucleotides. The record is from the annotation of a GenBank genome assembly. Lineage: Eukaryota; Bacillariophyta; Bacillariophyceae; Naviculales; Naviculaceae.